ACCCCUCCCCCGCCGGUCCGCAUCAGGUGCCCGGCAGGUCGUGCUGCGCGACGCGCGGCGAGAGCUGGCAGUCACCAUGGCAAUGCGGGAGCUAGUGGAAGGGGAAUGUGGGGGUGCCAACCCACUCAUGAAGCUGGCUGGUCACUUCACUCAGGACAAAGCCUUGCGACAGGAGGGCUUGAGGCCUGGCCCUUGGCCCCCAGGAGGCCCUACGCCAGAGGCGGUCUCUAAGCCUUUGGGAAUAGCCUCUGAAGAUGAGCUGGUGGCUGAGUUCCUGCAUGACCAGAAUGCACCACUUGUCUCUCGUGCCCCUCAGACCUUCAAAAUGGAUGACCUCCUGGCAGAAAUGCAGGAGAUUGAACAAUCCAGCUUCCGUCAGGCUCCACAGAGAGCCCCCGGUGUGGCAGACUUGGCCUUGUCUGAAAACUGGGCCCAGGAGUUUCUCUCAGCUGGAGAUACAGUGGAUGUAACUCAAGAUUAUAAUGAGACUGAUUGGUCCCAAGAAUUUAUCUCUGAAGUUACUGAUCCCUUGUCUGUGUCUCCUGCCCGCUGGGCUGAGGAAUAUCUGGAACAGUCAGAGGAGAAGCUGUGGCUUGGAGAGCCUGAGGGGUCAGCCACUGCAGAUCGCUGGUAUGAUGAGUAUCAUCCUGAGGAAGAUCUUCAGCAUGCAGCCAGUGACUUUGUGGCCAAGGUAGAUGAUCCCAAGUUGGCUAAUUCUGAGGGUACAUCAGAGGCAUGGGUUGAUCAAUUCACGAGACCAGUGAACACAUCUUCCCUUGAUAUGGAGUUUGAGCGAGCCAAAUCAGCUGUAGAGUCUGAUGUUGAUUUCUGGGACAAGCUGCAGGCAGAAUUAGAGGAGAUGGCAAAGAGAGAUGCUGAGGCUCACCCCUGGCUGUCUGACUAUGAUGACCUCACAUCGGCUUCCUAUGAUAAGGGGUACCAUUUUGAGGAGGAGAACCCGCUGCGUGACCACCCCCAGCCUUUUGAGGAAGGGCUGCGACGACUUCAGGAGGGGGACCUGCCAAAUGCUGUGCUGCUUUUUGAGGCAGCCGUACAGCAGGAUCCUAAGCACAUGGAAGCCUGGCAGUAUCUGGGUACCACUCAGGCAGAGAAUGAACAAGAACUAUUAGCCAUCAGUGCCCUGCGGAGGUGCCUGGAGUUAAAGCCGGAUAACAGGACAGCACUGAUGGCACUUGCUGUAAGCUUCACCAAUGAGUCUCUACAGCGCCAGGCCUGUGAAACCCUGCGAGACUGGCUGCGCUGCACGCCUGCCUAUGCCCAUCUGGUGACACCUAGUGAAGAGGGGGCUAGUGGGGCAGGACUGGGCUCCAGCAAGCGUGUCCUGGGAUCUCUGUUGUCUGACUCUUUGUUUCUUGAAGUGAAAGAGCUCUUCCUGGCAGCUGUGCGCUUGGACCCUACAUCCAUUGACCCUGACGUUCAGUGUGGCUUGGGAGUCCUCUUCAACCUCAGUGGGGAAUAUGAGAAGGCCAUGGACUGUUUUACAGCUGCCCUCAGUGUUCGUCCCAAUGACUAUUUAUUAUGGAAUAAGCUAGGGGCCACCCUGGCCAAUGGAAACCAGAGUGAAGAAGCAGUAGCUGCAUACCGCCGUGCGCUUGAACUACAACCUGGCUAUAUUCGGUCCCGCUAUAACCUGGGCAUCAGCUGCAUCAAUCUUGGGGCUCACCGGGAGGCUGUGGAACACUUUCUGGAGGCCCUGAACAUGCAGAGGAAAAGCCGAGGCCCUCGUGGUGAAGGAGGUGCCAUGUCAGAGAACAUCUGGAGUACGCUACGUUUGGCGUUGUCUAUGUUGGGCCAGAGUGAUGCCUACGGGGCUGCUGAUGCCCGGGAUCUACCUGCGCUCCUAACUAUAUUUGGCCUGCCCCAGUGACAGUGGGAUGGGCUGCCCUGUGAGUGUCCACCUGGAGGGGUUCCUGCUUUGGAUGUGACUUCCUCUCCCCAAAUGGGCCUACCAAGGGGGUGGGCUGAUGACCAUAAGCGGUACGACCUCUCAGGAGCUGCCUCAGCAUAGGGGCAGGUAGUCCUUGUUCUAGUCCCUACGUAAUUGUAGGAAAAUGAGCUGUGUUAUCUCUGAGUCUCUUGGUAAUUCAAGGACUGUACAUCCAGCUACAGAUCUCUCUGUUCAUCAUGCCAUUUCUUGGUGCUGCUUUUUGAGUAGGACCCGAAGAUAGAGGGUAACUGUUAUCAUCAGCUGCCAUUCUGAUAGGGCCUACCACAUUUGUAAUGUCUGCCUUUUUUCCUACUCUUAUAGGGAGUUGACCAUAGUAUAGCUUCCUU
Molecule: messenger RNA, 2295 nt
Organism: Elephantulus edwardii (Cape elephant shrew)
Lineage: Eukaryota; Metazoa; Chordata; Mammalia; Macroscelidea; Macroscelididae
Gene: PEX5
Product: peroxisomal biogenesis factor 5
Exons: 15
Coding region: 77-1888 (603 amino acids)
Biological process (GO): protein import into peroxisome matrix, docking
Cellular component (GO): peroxisomal membrane; cytosol
Molecular function (GO): protein binding
Source: RefSeq, a predicted model, not a curated record